AUGGCUCCUUAUAUUACUAGUACUCUUGCUAACAACACCAACUCUCUUGUCAAGCAAGCUAGCAUAUCAAGUUGUGCAUAUGUUACGUUUUUGGCUGGUGAUGGAGACUACUGGAAAGGUGUUGUGGGGUUAGCCAAGGGGUUGAGGAAGGCCCAAAGCAAGUAUCCACUUGUGGUGGCUAUCUUGCCUGAUGUUCCUGAGGAUCAUCGCAAGAUUCUUGUUUCUCAAGGGUGCAUUGUGAGAGAGAUCGAGCCUGUUCAUCCUCCUGAGAAUCAGGACACUCAUUUUGCUAUGGCUUAUUAUGUCAUCAACUACUCCAAGCUUCGUAUAUGGGAGUUUGUGGAGUACAGCAAGAUGAUAUACUUAGACGGUGACAUCCAAGUGUUUGAUAACAUAGACCACCUCUUUGACAUGCCUGAUGGCUACUUCUAUGCUGUGAUGGACUGUUUCUGUGAGAAAACAUGGAGCAACAGCCCACAGUACAAGAUUGGUUACUGCCAACAGUGUCCUGAUAAGGUCAAAUGGCCUGCUGAGAUGGGUCCUAAGCCUCCUCUUUACUUCAAUGCUGGCAUGUUCGUUUAUGAGCCAAAUCUGUCCACGUAUCAUGACCUUUUGGAGACCCUCAAAGUCACCGCUCCUACCCUCUUUGCUGAGCAGGACUUCCUGAACAUGUUCUUCAGGGAUAUUUACAAGCCAAUUCCUUCAGAUUACAACCUUGUAUUGGCCAUGUUAUGGCGCCACCCUGAGAACAUUAACCUUGACAGAGUCAAAGUUGUUCACUAUUGUGCUGCUGGGUCUAAGCCAUGGAGGUACACAGGAAAAGAAGAGAAUAUGGAUAGGGAAGACAUCAAGAUGUUGGUCCAGAACUGGUGGGACAUUUACAAUGAUGAGUCUUUGGACUACAAGAACACUGUGGUUGCUGCUGCUGAAGCUGAACUGCAACCAUUCCUGGCGGCGCUAUCAGAGGCUGGUGUCGUUCACUACGUUGUCGCCCCAUCCGCUGCUUAG
Messenger RNA from Dovyalis caffra, 1008 nucleotides. The record is from the annotation of a GenBank genome assembly. NCBI's taxonomy places the organism in Eukaryota, Viridiplantae, Streptophyta, Magnoliopsida, Malpighiales, Salicaceae.